UUGUCACUGUCAGACACAUCAAAUGUCAGAGAAAGUAAAAUCCUUUACACAGUGCAGGCACAUUUUUCAUUUAUAUAUUUUAAAAAAAUCAAUUUAAUUUGUGCUGGACGUACUAAAGAGGUAAAAAUGGACGAAGAUUUACCGACCGACUUCAAUGUCAUCGUUGUAGGAACAGGUGUGGUUGAGUCUAUUGUGGCUGCUGCUUGCAGUCGAAUUGGCAAAGAUGUCCUCCACAUUGACUGCAGUGACCAUUAUGGUGGUUUAUGGGCCUCUUAUAAUUUUGACGGGCUGCAGAAAUUCAUCAAAGAGGUUAAAACUGAGCCAAAUAAACAUUCGCAAGUGUACAACUUGGAAGAGAAGUGGUACAUAAAUAAGGAUCCUCCACAAGAAGAACCAAAGGAGGACAGUGAAGACGGUAAAGCUGAACCCACUAAGAAAGUGUGGUGUCAAGCUGAUUUCACUUCAGAGUACAGGAAGUUCAAUAUUGACAUGACUUCAAAGUUGCUGUUCUCACGAGGUCCACUGGUUGAACUUCUGAUAUCCUCAAACAUCGCUCGUUACGCGGAGUUCCGUUGUGUAACGCGCGUACUCACCUGGCUCAAUGACAAGUUGAUGCCGGUGCCAUGCUCCCGGGCCGACGUGUUCGCCACCGAGGCGGUCAGCAUCGUCGAGAAACGUAUGCUCAUGAAAAUGCUCACUUCCAUCGUUGGUUACAACGACGAGGAAAUGAACAACGAAUUUAAAGACUGGAACGACAAAACCUUCAAAGAAUACUUAACCCAUAAGGGUCUAACUCCAAACUUGAUCCACUACGUUCUGUUCGCUAUCGCGGGCGGCACCGAGAGCAUGCCUUGCUUGGAGGGCGUGAGGGAAUGUAAGAAGUUCCUCAUGAGCCUCGGUCGUUAUGGGAAUACUCCAUUUUUGUGGCCGAUGUAUGGAAGUGGAGAAAUACCUCAAUGUUUCUGCCGAUUGUGUGCAGUGUUCGGCGGAUGGUAUUGUUUGAACCGGCCAAUCGACUCCGUUGAAACAAAGACCGUCGAUGAGGGCAAGACUGUCGUGGUUGUCGGCAGUAAGUCGAAAACUCUGAAAUGUGACCACUUGGUUAUCGGCAUCAACGAAUGCCCCAAGGAUUUCAUUUCGUCGGAGCCAGCGGAAACCUGUGACAUAUCAAAGGCUAUUUUCAUAACAAAUGGAACGAUUAUGGCGAGCGAGAAGGAACCUCUGACACUGUUCAGGUUCCCGCCACUCAAUGACGAACAGAACUGUGUGACUGUUCUGGAGGUUGGCCCCGCAACUGGCUCCUGCCCUAAAGGACUUUUCGUGGUUUAUUUAGUAACGAACAAGGUAAAAGAUGCAGAGAGUGACUUGAAGCCGUACGCGGAGAAAAUCUUCGAUAUGUCCGGCGGGGACCAGACUGCGACCUCCGAUAAACCCAAGUGCCUGUGGUCGCUGUUCUACAACGUGAAGGACACGAGCGCGGCCGUGCACAGCGGCACGGACUGCGUGCACGUGUGCGCCGGGCCCGACGCUGGACUCGACUACGACCGCGCCGUGCACCAGGCAGAAGAAAUCUAUAAGAAGAUCUGCCCAGGUCAAGAAUUCCUGCCCCGUGCUCCCAAUCCAGAGGAAAUAGUGUUCGAAGAUGGCGCAACUCCCGGCCCUGAGUUCCAAAGGGAGGACGAAGACGCAGAGGGCGACAAGGAGUAAUUGCUGUAGUAUUAGUGUUUUUAAUAAUUGCAGCACUUUCUGGUAUGUUACAAUACCAACUGUGGACAUGACAUAGUAUUUACAGCACCAGAUAUAAAAUUACCAUGGAUCCUUUGAUGUUUCAAAGAGGUCCCAUAUGGCUGGUAUGUUUUUAUACUAUUACGACUUUGUUGGUGAAUCUCCAAUUUUAUAGAAAUAAAUUCUGUAGUAAAUAAUAAAAACAAUUUUUAGAUUUCAAUUAACGAAUAAUACGUAUCGCUUUAGAGUUGCAUUAUAAUGUAGGACAUGAUAUAAAAAAUCACAAGUAGUAACCAUAGACUAAGGCAUCAUAUAUAAUGCCAACAAAGUCUGUAUGUUAAAAAAAAUCUCAUCAUUGAUCUCCUGUUAACAGACGAGAAUGUGCUGAUUAAGUUAAGGUAUUAUCCCAGUAAGAUUUAUACGCUUCUUGCUUGACUUAAUGCAUUCCGACUGGUGCGUGGUGGAGUCAGGAAUAUUGAUAUUUUGGUUUUGCACUUUGGUGGGAUGGUUCAAGUAACAUCUGAUCUGGAAGAGUAAUAUCAUGACAUAACGACAUAUCUUUUUAUAUAUGUAACUAAUAUUGUCUUGUAAUAUUAAGCAAGAGAAUUUUUUAGUUUGAAUUGAGAGUUCAUGAUUAAUACAAAAUCUAUCAAGUAAUUUAUUGUGUAUAAAAAACGGACAAUUAAAUGAGCCAAUAUUGCUCUCUUGUUUUAUAUAAAACAGUAUUAUUUAUUAAAUAUUUCAAACUAUAUAGGGCAAAAAGGUUAGCGGAAUGUGAAAUUGUCUAGAGCUAAGAUUGUAUAGGCUAAUGAAAUUGGAUGCACCAGUCAAACGCAUAUAUGUAGCACAUAUUAAUUUUUUAUAUUUAAGUUAUUUAGCACUUUCAAUCAUAUUUAUUGUCAAAACGAAUUUGAAUAUUCAUGCAUAUGCAGCUUGUGCAUAUUAUAAUUCCAUUAAAAUGUGAUUAUUAGAAAUUA
Messenger RNA from Vanessa tameamea, 2702 nucleotides. It is a transcript of the gene Rep, whose product is annotated as rab proteins geranylgeranyltransferase component A 1. The record is from RefSeq and is a predicted model, not a curated record. Gene Ontology annotation, molecular function: GDP-dissociation inhibitor activity. The transcript is spliced from 9 exons. Gene Ontology annotation, biological process: intracellular protein transport; vesicle-mediated transport; protein geranylgeranylation. Gene Ontology annotation, cellular component: nucleus; cytoplasm; Rab-protein geranylgeranyltransferase complex. Lineage: Eukaryota; Metazoa; Arthropoda; Insecta; Lepidoptera; Nymphalidae. The coding region runs from base 127 to 1707 and encodes 526 amino acids.